CGGCGUUCUGCUCUUACACAGUUCGCAUUUAAUUUUAUUUGGUCGCCUGCUAACAGCGACAUCGGUUCGACAUCGUCUCCUCGCCAAGAAAUAACAGCAGGCUCCCGGAAUCGAGAAAUGAAUAAAAACGCCGAAACUGAAAGCCAAUUUGUGAUACGAGUGAACCGUUACCAACAUUGAGUGUGACCAAAUAUCCAAAGACCGCCAGGACGAACAUAGUGUGGCCAGUUGCCAAGGACCCUCUUUUUUUUUACCGCGCUUAAUCGACUCUUGAUCGACUUCAUUCCGUUUUUAUUGAACCCCCAACGCCUCGUUCGAUUCAUAAUCUCUGCGAUUGGACAUUAGCAACUGUAACGCGAAGAACACAAAGUGUCAACAAAGUCGUAAAAAGAUUUGCACACUCAGGCAAUAAAGUAAAUACAAAAAAGUACAGCAAAAGAGUGCAGGCAACGAAUUAAUUAACAAAUAAGAGGCGCACAAAGCCCACAACACGAAAGUUGGCGCAACAUGAGCCACUGGCUUUAGGGGGCAUAUCCAGCAGCAGCAGCAGCAGCAGGUGCAGCAGGUGCGGCAUCCAGCACUCCCAGGUCAAGGUUCAUUCGGUAACCGGAGCAAUAAGCCCAGGGCGAUACCAACAACAUGGUUCACGGACCGCCGGCACGCAGAAAAUCCCAGCAGCAGCAACAACAACAUGAGGCCUGCGAAAUGGAUCUCGAGCGACAGCCCACUCCUCCGGAUGGCGGAUGGGGAUGGGUGGUGGUCUUCGGCUCCUUCAUGAUACACAUAGUCACCGAUGGCAUGACCUACUCCUUUGGCAUCUUCUACAAUGAGUUCCUGAAAUACUUCAACGAGGGCAAAGGUUACACGGCCUGGAUUGCCUCCAUUAUGGUGGGCGUGACCUUCUCUUCGGGACCCAUCAGUUCGUCCUUCGUGAAUCGAUAUGGCUGUCGAGCGGUGACCAUCGCGGGUGCCAUCCUGGCCGCCAGCUGCAUCAUCGUGAGCAUGUUCGCCCAGAACGUGCUCACGCUGAUCAUCACGAUUGGCUUUGGCACGGGGCUGGGCUUCGGGCUGAUCUACCUGCCGGCCAUCGUGAGUGUGACGCAGUACUUCGAGGCGCGGAGAUCCCUGGCCACGGGCAUCGCGGUCUGCGGCUCCGGAUUCGGCACCACCGUGUUUGCCCCGCUGACGGAGUACUUGAUCGGCAGCUACGGGUGGCGCGGGGCGAUGCUGAUCAUCGGCGGCAUCGUGCUCAACUGCAUCAUCUUCGGGGCGAUGUUCCGACCCCUGGAGCUGGAGGCGCCUCCAAAGACGCCGCCCAACACACCGAGCACUCCGAAGCUGGGCAAGAAGUCGGCCAUCAUCGACCAGAACACCACGCCGGCGGAGCUGGAGCCCCUGAAGAUCCUGCCGAAGGAUCAGUACCUGCAGCUGCCCCAGCGCACAGACACCCCGAUUUCCGGAGGAGGAGGCCUCUGCCGAUCCAAUAGUGUGGGUCACAACCUCAAGCCCAGUUUGAACAACAACUCGAAUGGCGCUGUCAACGGACAGGCAGCCACCUUGGUGACCCCACCGCAGGCGGUGGCGAAGAGCACCAGCAACGACGACAUCGCCCGCAAGUGCCACAGCCAGCUGCAGUUGACUCCUCUGCGGGAUCUGCAUCGGGAGCGGAGUGCCAGUGGCACCAUGUACCGCCCGGAUGCCCUCUACCAGGGAUCGCUGCACAACCUGCCCGACUACGUGAGUUCCAGGAACGAUCUGAACCGCUCCAUGUCCGGAUCCGGGGUGAUCAAGCGGUACGGAUCACUCCGGCAGAGCAACAACGUGUCACAGAGUCAGGAGGAGACCAAGUGCUGCGGCUGCAUCACGUGCUCCAAGGAGACCCGCGACACGUUCGCCGAGAUGAUGAACUUCUCGCUGCUGAAGGACAUGGUCUUCGUGAUCUUCUCCGUGUCCAAUUUCUGCACGAGCAUCGGCUUCAACGUCCCGUACCUCUAUGUGGCCGCCUAUGCGGAUGCCUUGGACCUUUCCAAUUCGCAGGCCAGCUACCUGAUCUCCACCAUUGGGGUGGCCAACACGGUGGGCCGCAUAGUCCUAGGUUACAUAGCGGACAAGCCGUGGGUGAACCGCCUGCUGGUCUACAACGUCUGCCUCACCGCCUGCGGAGUGUCCACUGCCAUGGUGCCGCUGUGCCAUGACUUCCAAUCGCUGGCCUUCUACUGCAUCGUGUUCGGCUUCACGAUCGGUGCCUACGUGGGUCUCACCUCGGUCAUCCUGGUGGAUCUGCUGGGACUGGACAAGCUGACCAAUGCCUUCGGCCUGCUGCUGCUCUUCCAGGGCAUCGCCAGCUUCAUUGGUCCGCCCAUCGGAGGUUCGUUGUACGAUCUGACCAACUCGUAUGCGCCGGCCUUCAUGAUGGCUGGACUCAUGAUCGCCAUCAGUGGACUGGUGAUGUUCGCCAUUCCGCCGUUGCAGCGACUCCAGGCCCAGAAAUCGGAGCAGAAGCACCACACCGAGCACCUAGCCCUAAGUUAGUGAACCCACUCCAUCUUCCACCACCCCCCACCCCCUCCCCUUGUUUCUGUUUAUUAUUCCUCUUUUUUUUUUUGUUUUUUUCUAUUGUAACUAUAAAUCUAGAUAUAUACUGAUGCACACGACACUUGGUUAGAUUAAGACAUGUAUGUAUGAGUGGAUGCCAUAGCUAGAGCAUAUCCGAUUAUUUAUGUAUAGGCAACUACCCCAACUGACCCAUGACCCCUGACCCCUGACCUGUGCCCCUGACCCAAAACUCCAUCCCCAUGAAAACCUUCAUUGCAAAUGGAUGCAAAUGUAUACCUAUAUGUACGUAUAUCCAUAUACAAAUGUACUAGAGAAAUUAUUGUUAUUCUAUUAUGAAUGUAUGCCUGUGCGUGUGUCUGUCGGUCUAUACGCCAUUAAAGAAAGCUUUUGUACAACAA
Messenger RNA from Drosophila rhopaloa, 2954 nucleotides. RefSeq names its product monocarboxylate transporter 12 (gene Mct1). Gene Ontology annotation, biological process: transmembrane transport; monocarboxylic acid transport. Bases 640 to 2532 code for a protein of 630 amino acids. Gene Ontology annotation, molecular function: monocarboxylic acid transmembrane transporter activity. The record is from RefSeq and is a predicted model, not a curated record. The transcript has 9 exons. NCBI's taxonomy places the organism in Eukaryota, Metazoa, Arthropoda, Insecta, Diptera, Drosophilidae.